This is a messenger RNA of Nicotiana tabacum (common tobacco), 752 nucleotides long. Lineage: Eukaryota; Viridiplantae; Streptophyta; Magnoliopsida; Solanales; Solanaceae. The record is from RefSeq and is a predicted model, not a curated record.
UGCUAUUUGUAUUUCAGGGACCUGAUGCAACCAAAGCCAACCCCAAGCUCUUCAAAAAUUUUAUUAGAGUCCUUUGCAAUGCCAACAGUUCAGAAGGAUUCAUACCAUCUAGAGAUGUCUCCUUGACAGAAGUAAAAAUCAUCAAUACAGUAUCACUUAACCCACCUGAGCUCCGCCAAUCACCAAACAAUCGUUCAAUCCUAGCUUUCUUCGCCGGUGGAGCUCAUGGUUACGUGAGAAAACGACUUUUAAAACACUGGAAAGACAGAGAUCUCGACGUUCAAAUCCACGAAUAUCUCCCAAAAAACUUGAAUUAUUUCGAAUUAAUGGGACGAGCCAAGUUUUGUCUGUGCCCUAGUGGUUAUGAAGUAGCAAGUCCUCGAAUCGUGGAGUCUAUUCAUGCAGGGUGUGUACCUGUGAUUAUCUCUGAUACUUAUGUUUUACCGUUUAGUGAUGUUCUUGAUUGGGAGGAAUUCUCGAUUCAGAUAUCAGUUGAUCGGAUACCUCAACUUAAAAAGAUUUUGAAAAGUGUAUCAAUGGAAGAGUACUUAAAGAAGCAGAAGAUUGUCAUGCAAGUAAGGCAACAUUUUACAUUAAAUAGACCAGCUAAGCCUUUUGAUUUGUUACAUAUGAUACUUCAUUCCAUUUGGCUUAGAAGGCUCAAUGUUAGAGUUCUUGAUUAGCAGCUGAUUGUCUCUCUCAAAAUAAGUAAUCACUAGAUCAAUGUAUAUGAUUUUACAAAUAAUCUCACU